Molecule: messenger RNA, 953 nt
Organism: Photinus pyralis (common eastern firefly)
Lineage: Eukaryota; Metazoa; Arthropoda; Insecta; Coleoptera; Lampyridae
Product: putative protein kinase C delta type homolog
Exons: 5
Coding region: 1-741 (246 amino acids)
Biological process (GO): protein phosphorylation
Molecular function (GO): ATP binding; protein serine/threonine kinase activity
Source: RefSeq, a predicted model, not a curated record
AUGCCAUUAGAAAGAUGUUCGGCGAAAGUAUUUGAUCCCAACAGCAAAUAUGACGUUCAAAAAAUUGAGAGUAAAAUAUCAAAAGAUCUCAGUAUAAGUCCUCAAAUACGAAUUUGUUACAGAGACCUAAAGCUCGACAACAUUCUACUCGAUUUUGACGGGCAUGUUCGAAUAGCCGAUUUUGGAAUGUGCAAAUUGCAAAUAUUCUUGGACAGGAUGGCAGACACUUUCUGUGGCACACCGGAUUACAUGGCCCCCGAAAUUAUUAAAGGGCAGCAUUACAAUCAGUGCGUGGACUGGUGGUCGUACGGCGUACUUUUAUACGAGAUGCUAAUUGGACAGUCGCCCUUCAGCGGAUGUGAUGAGGAUGAACUAUUUUGGUCGAUUUGCAACGAGAAACCGCUAAUUCCUAGAUACUUGAGUACUGAAGCAAAUUCUAUAAUUUUAUUGCUGUUAGAAAAAGAUGCGAACAAGAGACUAGGUAACAAAAUGUGUCCAUCCGGCGACAUCCAAGACCAACCAUUCUUCAAACCAAUCAGUUGGGAACGACUUGAAGCGCGAUUGCUCGAUCCGCCCUUCAAACCGAAACUGCUUCAUCCACUCGACACGCAGUACUUCGACAAAAACUUCACCGUCGAAAAGGCCAAACUAACGCCGAUCGAUAAGAACAUCCUGCAGUCCAUGGAUCAAAGCCAAUUUCAAGGUUUCAGCUACACUAAUCCUAACGCUACCGAUAAGUAAAAUGAGGAAUCUCUGACAGCGGUGCCAAGUAUUUUCCUGAAGUUGGUAUACUUACCGAUGAUAGGUUGAAACCCUGUUUCGUGGAAUCUCAAGAUGUGCGUGGUUUGCGAAAAAUCUAAUAAUUACCCGUGCAAUUUCUAUUUAAACAAACGACGCUAGACUUCCUAAUAAUAUUAAUUUUGCCUAGUUUUAUAUUACUUAUACUGAAUGAA